Molecule: messenger RNA, 600 nt
Organism: Pediculus humanus corporis (human body louse)
Lineage: Eukaryota; Metazoa; Arthropoda; Insecta; Psocodea; Pediculidae
Exons: 5
Coding region: 1-600 (199 amino acids)
Source: RefSeq, a predicted model, not a curated record
AUGACGCUUUGUUUUAUAUUUUUGGGAUUAAUUUUAUGUGCCUUAUUAAUUUAUGUAUUACUUGAAAUACAUUAUUUUAUGAGAAUGUUAUUGGUUUUGAUUUGUUCGCUUUUUAAAGAAAACGUUUACGUAUUAGACGAAUGCACAAUGUCAGGUAUUUGUUUAACGACGGAUGUGGAUGUAUUACUCUUUCACAUGAAUAAUGCUAGAUACGUACGUGAAUUGGAUUUUGCAAGAUUUGAUUUUUUUAAAAGGACGGGACUUUUGAGUAAAAUAAAAGGAAAAGGUGGAGGAGUCGUUCAAGGAGGAAAUUCAAUUAGGUAUAGAAAGUAUAUAAGGCCGUUUACCGUGUACCAAAUAAGAAGUAAGAUUUUAUAUUGGGACGAUAAAAAUAUUUACAUGGAACAUAGAUUUAUAACUCCUAAAGACGAUUUUGUAAGAGCUAUCGCAUUGGGAAGGCACAGAAUAAUAAAUUGUGACGUCAACGACGUCAUGAGAGAAUUAUUACAAGGAAUUUUAAAACCCUCACUACCUCUCGAAUUGGCUAAAUGGAUAGAAUGUAACGAAAUAUCAUCGUCGAAUUUAAGAAACAAUUUAUGA